CGUAAACCAGCGAACUACAGGGGUCUUUUCACGAAAGAGCUCAAAAACCUUAUGUACGGCUUCGGAGACGACAGGAACCCUGCCAGUGACACUGUAAAUGUUAUGGAGGAAAUGCUAGUCGAGUUUAUCGCGGAUGUGUGUCUGACAGCUGGUGGCCCUGGCAAAAAGACGCGUCUUUCAAUUGAAGACCUGAGGAAAGCGCUGUCUCGGCCGGCAGACGCCAAGAAGCUAGCUCGUAUGGAGGAGCUGCUAUUCAUGCAGGAAGACAUCAAGCGCGCUCGUGCA
This is a messenger RNA of Coniophora puteana RWD-64-598 SS2, 285 nucleotides long. RefSeq names its product transcription initiation factor IID 18 kDa subunit. Gene Ontology annotation, biological process: transcription by RNA polymerase II; RNA polymerase II preinitiation complex assembly. Gene Ontology annotation, cellular component: transcription factor TFIID complex. The annotation marks the transcript as partial. The record is from RefSeq and is a predicted model, not a curated record. Lineage: Eukaryota; Fungi; Basidiomycota; Agaricomycetes; Boletales; Coniophoraceae. Gene Ontology annotation, molecular function: protein heterodimerization activity. The transcript is spliced from 3 exons.